Messenger RNA from Ictalurus furcatus (blue catfish), 7276 nucleotides. RefSeq names its product activin receptor type-2B. Lineage: Eukaryota; Metazoa; Chordata; Actinopteri; Siluriformes; Ictaluridae. The transcript is spliced from 11 exons. Gene Ontology annotation, biological process: protein phosphorylation; activin receptor signaling pathway; cellular response to growth factor stimulus. Gene Ontology annotation, molecular function: activin receptor activity; ATP binding; activin binding. Bases 1395 to 2939 code for a protein of 514 amino acids. The record is from RefSeq and is a predicted model, not a curated record. Gene Ontology annotation, cellular component: plasma membrane; activin receptor complex.
AAAGAUGCCACAGUUAGUUAGAUUUGACUUUGGUUGAUAAGAUUUACACACUUUACACAAUUAUAGUGUAAUUAACAAAACCCCUGUUGGGGGAACAAUAGUAACCCUACAUACAAUUUGUCCAUUCAUCCAUCUUCUACCACUUACUCCUUUUCAGGGUCACGGGGAACCUGGAGCCUAUCCCAGGGAACAUCGGGCACAAGGCGGGGUACACCCUGGACAGGGUGCCAAUCCAUCGCAGGGCACAAUCACAUUCACACACCCAUUCAUACACUACGGACACUUUGGACAUACCAAUCAGCCUACCAUGCAUGUCUUUGGACUGGGGGAGGAAACCAGAGUACCCGGAGGAAACCCCCACAGGGACUCGAACCCUGGGCCCUGGAGGUGUGAGGCGAAUGUGCUAACCACUAAGCCACCGUGCGCACCACAUACAAUUUUUAAUGGUUUUAAUGGUUAUAAUGGAAACUGUAAUGGUCCCUGUGGGUCUCUACUGGUAAUUUGUUUCCUUCUGUUGGUGACAUUUUAUGCCUAGUGGAUACCACUAAUGGCAAUAAUGAUUUUAAUGGUUAGCUGAUGGUUUGUGGUGGUAUUUGUAGUGGAAACCAUUAGAAAUUAUGUGAUGGUGAUGUUUUCUAUUGUUUUUUUUUCCCAGCAGGGACAUUUAGGAGCCUGGUUUUGUUCAUAGAUACAUAAAAGACUCAUUUAGUGCAAAGAUUUGACAUUUUCCAUCUCUGGUAAUGCAAAAAAUAAAAUAAAAGUUACAGUUCGAGCCUGGUCUAGCAUGAUAGUUGUGUUUUGUAGUAAUUUGAGGGUUUUGUUUUUGUUUUUUAAAUAUUCCUUUAAUACUUGUCUUUUUUUUAUUAACCUCGUAUUAUUUAUAUCGUUACUGUUAAAAUGCAGUUGAUUAUAAAGGUGUAGUGUGUUUAUAUUAAAAGCACAGCGCCUGUGUUAUUACCCGCAGGAGCAUCCGGGUCUUUGUGAUGGCGUCGGUCGCUGUUCGGAAGCCAUUUUGGAGGCGCUCGAGCUUUUCCCAUGGCGACUCUACAGCACCACUGUGUGUUUGGGAAACUCGGCGGAGAAACAAUGGACAUGUUUCCAUUCAGUUUGUAGCACAAGAUACGCCGUUGUUUUGGGGAACAGUCGAUAUGACAUUGUGUAUUUUGGGGGAAAUUGCACUUUAUUUCUUUUGCCGGUUCUUCACACGGAGCGAGUGUUUUCUUCACUAACUCGGUGUUGUUGCAGUGGUCAGAGGACAUGGACGGCUUGUUCGCAUUCAUGUGUCGCGGUUAAUUAUUAUUAGUAUUAUCAUUAUUAUUGUAAAUGCUUUCCAGAGGAAAAAAUCCUAAAAGACAGAGUCUUUCUCGGGUCUCCGUCCGUCUCACUGCAGGAAUAUGUUUGCUCGCUGGGUGACACUGGCACUUAUUCGGGGAAGUUUGUUAGCAGGUCCCGGACAAGGCGAGGUCGGCACCAGAGAGUGUGCGUAUUAUAAUGAUAACUGGCGAGCUGAGAAGACUAAUCAGAGUGGCUAUGAGAGAUGUGAGGGAGAAAAGGACAAACGGCAGCACUGCUAUGCGUCCUGGAUCAACUCUUCAGGAAGCAUACACCUGGUGAAAAAGGGCUGCUGGCUCGAUGACUUCAACUGCUACAACAGACAGGAGUGUGUGGCCACAGAGGAAAGCCCUCAGGUGUUUUUCUGCUGCUGCGAGGGAAAUUACUGCAAUGAAAGAUUCACACACAUGCCCGAAAUCACCGCUCCUGGAGUGAAGAUCCAGCCUCCUCCAGUGGGACUGUCUCUGCUUAGUGUGUUGGCAUACUCUCUCCUUCCUCUGCUUGUGCUUUCUCUGGCUUUGAUACUUGCAUGCUGGACUUACCACCAGCGCAAAGCUCCGUACGGCCACGUCGACAUUAACCAGGGUUUGGGUCCUGCUCCUCCGUCUCCUCUGGUGGGUCUGAAGCCAUUACAGCUGCUGGAGAUGAAGGCAAGGGGGCGCUUCGGGUGUGUCUGGAAGGCUCAGCUACUAACCGAAUAUGUUGCAGUCAAGAUAUUCCCUGUUCAGGAUAAGCAGUCAUGGCAGAAUGAGAGAGAAAUUUACCUCACUGAGGGACUGAGACACGAGAACCUGCUACGCUACAUCUCUGCUGAAAAACGAGGAACCAACCUGCAAAUGGAGCUCUGGCUCAUCACCGAAUUCCACGAAAGGGGAUCUUUAGCAGACUACCUAAAGGGGAAUGUGGUGAACUGGCCUGAUUUGUGCCACAUUGCAGAGAGCAUGGCCCGAGGCCUUGCCUACCUACAUGAGGAUCUGUCCUACAGACCGGAGGGGCCUAAACCAGCAAUCGCACACAGGGACUUUAAGAGUAAGAAUGUGAUGCUCAGGACUGAUUUGACUGCUGUGAUUGGAGACUUUGGUCUGGCUGUGCGCUUCGAACCAGGGAAACCACCAGGAGAUACUCAUGGCCAGGUUGGUACUAGGCGCUACAUGGCCCCAGAGGUGCUGGAGGGUGCCAUAAAUUUUCACAGGGAUGCCUUUUUGAGGAUUGAUAUGUAUGCUUUGGGCCUGGUGCUCUGGGAGCUGUUGUCCCGCUGCACUGCUGCUGAUGGGUCUGUACAUGAGUAUAUGCUCCCAUUUGAGGAGGAGGUGGGUCACCACCCAUCUUUGGAGGAUCUGCAGGAUGUGGUGGUCCAUAAGAAGAUGAGGCCCAUGCUGAAGGACUGCUGGCUUAAACAUCCGGGAAUGGCUCAUAUGUGUGAGACAGUAGAAGAGUGCUGGGACCACGACGCAGAGGCCCGUCUGUCCGCAGGCUGUGUGGAAGAACGCAUCAUCACCAUCACCAGGGCAACCAACACCACCAACAGUUCUACCUCAGACUGCCUUGUCUCCAUGGUUAUGAUCGAUAGCGACUCAGCUCUACCACUCAAAGAGGCGAGCAUUUGAAUGCUGUCCAUCAGUGAAGUAGGAACUAGAGACCGCAAGACUACCAACAUCAAACCUCUCCAGUAAUGUGAACUUUGCUGCUCUUCUGAUAUUUUCUAUGGAGCUAAACAAAAAGAUCUGCUAGCAAAACAUUAAGUAUAAAAAACUGACAUAAUAAGGAUGAAAUCAGACUUUGUUCUCAAAGUGUGUGCGUGCAGACAUUAGAUGUGCUCACUAAAGGAAUUCUGGCGUUUCACCCAUGAAUUUCAGGAGCAAAAUGUUUUUGUCUUUGGUUUUUUUUGUUGUUUUUUUUUUUUUUUUAAAAAAGAAAGUUUGUCUUUAGUUGUUGAUCAUUUUGCUUGUGGAUCUUUAAUAUCUUUCAGACAGAUUUACCUCCAUAAUUUUUAUUUGGAUUUUACUAAACCUCACAGUACAUCCCCUCCCCCCCUUGCAUUCAGAAAGCAUAAAAACACAACACAGCGGCUGAAGCCUCGUACGGCAAUCAGAUGACCAUUUCACAGUGCACUCGUUACCUCAUGUUUUUGCUGACUUUCAGGAUUCGAAUGUGAAUUGUAAGGGAGUUUACUUUUCCCUAAUAUCUGUAUCCACUCCGUAAAUACCUCCAUUCAAGGACUUGGCUCGUGAAAUCUACAUUCCUCACUUGUCUUUAUGCUGUUGAUCAGUGACUCGACAAAGCGGAGCGAGAAGCUAAAGACUGUUACGCAAAACCGACCUCCGUUUGAUCGAGCACGUCUCCUACAACUCAGUGGUCUUUAAAAAAAACAAAAAAAAACAACUGCUUUUAUGGUUGCUAGAAUCUUUAGUUUCUUUGUGAAAGUGUUUGAUGUGUUUUAUGAAGAAUGAUAUGCUUGUUAGGAAUUGGAGAGAGCAGUUGUCUGGAACACUGGAAUCAAAAGGCAGCAGGACUGUUUUGGUUAUUUUCAGUAUUGCUAUAUUAUAGCAUAGCCUCUGAUUAUCUGUUCUUCGACAGUUUUAUCAGGCAGAUUAUGUGUGUGGUGGUCUGGGAAAACGCUUUGGAUGUCGCUGCAACAAAUUCUGUAAAACAUACAAAAACAAUAAGCCAAAUAGCCAGUAAUAUACAUCUCUACAUUAAGAAAACAUAGAUUUUACUACAACAAUGUGAAAAAGUUUUUUUUAUUUAGGCUACUUUCUAAUUUGGCCUAGUCUGCCUGCAAAAAUCCUGCUGAAGUCCUGCUAGCUGAGUGGAAUUUUCUCACACUGAAUAUCAGGCUUUCUUACGAUCGUUACGUGACGUGGUGAAAUACUCAUUUGUACUCUGACAACAGCUGUCAUCAUCAAAACUGAGGAGUGCUUACACACUACAGACGGCAGCGAAAAAGAGUUUGAAUGUUUGAGUGACUUAAUAAAAAGAUAAUCCAUCCAUCCAUGUAUCUUCAACCGCUUACUCCUUUUCAGGGUCACGGGGAACCUGGAGCCUAUCCCAGGGAGCAUGGGGCACAAGGCGGGGUACACCGUGGACAGGGUGCCAGUCCAUCGCAGGGCACACAAUCACACACACAUUCACACACCCAUUCAUACACUACGGACACUUUAGACACGCCAAUCAGCCUACCAUUUUCGUUGACAGAACUGACUGACUGAUUCAGAAAUGAUUCCCCAUCCAUGCUAGCAUGAACAGAGUUCAGUCACGUGAAGAGAUUAUAAUGAGGCCUGCGAGUGACUUUUACCUCAGGUGAUGAUACAGAUUGAUGUGGAUGACACUGAUAAUCAAAGUGAUUACUGUGAUUUAUAACCGUUAAUGUCUAUAAAUGUAGAGGUAGGCACGGUGUCUGUCUUUCAGUGGAAUUGGUAUUGAAUCUUUAACUGCCUUUUAUCACUUUCGGUAUUUUCAAAUGCUACUUCUUUUAACUUCUGUUUGAGAUAUAUGUGCUGACAAAUUUUAGUUCAGGAAAGCCUUUAGAUUUCAGAAUUUUUUUAUAUAUAUAUUGCACACACACUCUGUCACAAGUGUCACAUAUAAUGUCACAAUCUGACCUUUCCCAGGCCACCACACACACAUUUGUAAGACUAGUCUUUGAUUAUUGAGCUCUAGUGUACAUGCGUCUACAGAAUGAGCAUUGUGUGACAUGGAAAUGCCUUUAUGCUCUUCAUACUUUAGUAUUACGCCUACAUAUUUAGGACCGGGUCUCUGAAAGUGUGUAGGUGAACAUGUGAUGUGUGCUUUAUUGACAGGUGCUGCCUAUGUAAUGAGCAAUAGCACUGAUGCUUCAGGAUUAAUAAGGUUGGAUUUGUUUGUGAUGUAUACACUACUCAGGGAUGUGUGUGUGAGUGGUAACUGUAAGGAGUCUGUGUGUUUGUACGUGUGUAUGUAGUUUUUAAUCGCACAGCUUUUAGCAAUAGCAGUAGGUCCCUCUCAGUGGAGUAGAGAUGGUGCUCGUGUUCAUUUUUAUUGCUCCUUCAAAAACCAGGCUUAAUGAAUCGCAUCUUUGUGUGUGUGUGUGUGUGUGUUUGCUGAGAAUUUGUGAAGUUUAGUAGUAAUAUAACAAUUCUGACCUCAUUUAGGUGUGUUGUAUUGUUUUUGUGGUAGAAAUGUAUGGCUACUUUUAUAUGAUUGAGAUUUGUUUUUAUAUAGCAAGUGCUGUGAUGUUUGUGUGCUCACAAUAUAGCUAAUGUAAAGACAACAGGUCUGUGGUUUUUGUGCACAGAGAUGGCAUUUUCUCAUUUAUUGCUGUCUUUUUUUUUAAUUAUUAUUUUAUUUAUUUUUUUAACUUAUGUAAAAGGUGGGACCUACCUCAUUUGAACCACUCUGGAAUAAUGGUUAUGUUUCCAAACAUUUUCCCCCUUCACCGAUGUUGAAAUUGUAUUUGUGUUACUGUUAUACUCUGUAUACAACAGCAGCAGCAUCUCUAACCUCUACCUGAGCCAAUUCAAUCAGCAUGACUGACACUCGUAAAUGUAUACUGACAUCAGGGAUUUAAAAGUAAACCUAUGAAGUAUGACAGCUGUCUACAUGUUAGGUUGUGCCACAUUUCUUUUAAGUGGAUUAAAUCAGCAGUGCUACUAGAGUCUUCAUACAGGGAAGGGUUUUGUUUUUUGGUUUUUUUUUAAUUAAUGCUACAAAUCAUUAAUGUAGUCUUAACACAAGAAAUUUGGCAUGCACACCUCUUUGCCAGAUUGUUCAUUUGGAAGCUGUACGUGCUCUGAUUUCUGUAAAUCUAAUGCUGCUUUUGACUUGCUCCUCUUACUCCUUGUUUUUCCCGAGUAGGUAUUUGGAGUUGAGGGCCUGUUGUCUUUUGGUUUAUCGUAGGAGGAGGCUCUAAAUUACGAGCGUUAAUCGAAGGCUGCGCAGCCCUCGCCAUAUGUCUACAACUAGGUUUAGUACAUGCAAAAAAAUUUUUUUAAUGAUUACAAAUCAGGAAAAUGAUCUUGACACAAAGAAUUUGGCCUGCACACCUUGGAGUUUUCCACCAUCUCAAAAUUACAUAAAUUGUUGUGGUUUUUUUUGUUGCAUUUUUUAAAUCAUUAAAGUUAUCAAUACACAAUGGUUUGUGAGUCAUUAUCUGCUGGAAUCUUAAGUUUGGCAGUUGCUUCUCUUUUCCCUGUAAUCUUAACCCUAGUCCUAUGCAUCCAGGAUUCAUAAAUGCAACUUGUUUAUCUUUUUUUCUUUUUUUUAAACGGCAAAAUAAAAUAAAUCAUAUGUUUGUCAACACACAAAGAAUCUGGCAUGCAAAUCUCUACAUGUGGUAUUAUUCCAGAUCUAAAGUUUGGAAGCUAUAUGCACUUUUUUUCAUGACCCUAACCCUAAACCUAGAGCGUUGAAACAAAAAAAUCGGAAAUCAUAAAGGGAGGACAAAAAAAAAAAAAAACCCCACCUGUGUGGCAUGGUUUUCCAAAAUUGUAAGUCUGGAAAGUGUAACUCUAAUGCUAGUCCUGUACCUAUCAGUUCAAUGCGUGCAAAAUUUAAAGAAAAAGUUAAUCAUACAUGUUAUCAACACAGAAUUUAGGCAGCAGAUGUCUGUGUGCGGUCAUUUCCUACACCCCAAUCUAGAAAGAACAUGAUCUUCUAGACCACCAGCAUGUAUUUAGAACAGUGCUGAAUAACGAAUAACAGUUGUUAAAGCAUAUGCAUGUACAGGAUGUACACAGCCCUGUGUGUGCAUGUCCAUGGUGCUCAUAAAAUUAGGAUCAUCAGUUGUCCUGUGUUUCACAAACAGACUGGAUGAUACCAAAUGUUAAAGGGUUCUUAGUAAAUAUAAUCGUUUUUUACUUCUUUAUUUGUUCUUGUAUGAUUCUCUUGUCUCACUGUUUGUCAGGUAAUUUCAAUUUAUUGCCACAUCCAGAAUUUUACUUCAUUAAAGAUCACUAAGUGCAGCUAA